AUGCUCUUGCAAUUUGAGGAAAAGAAGAUUUUCUCCAUCUACGGGCACUACCCAGUGAUACGGGCCACCCUUCGAAGAAAGGGCUGGGUGGAGAAGAAGUUCCACUUUCUGCCCAAGGUCGUCCCAAAUGCAGACGAUGACAGUGCGGGGGUGCCUGAACAUAAAUGUGCUGAAGGCAAAGAAAACCAAGAAGAGGCUUUGGAGAAGACAGAUGACAUCCAUGAUGUGAUGUCCAGGUUGGUAAAAAACGAAAUGCCGUACUUCCUCUGGACUAUCAAAAGGGACGUCAUUGACUAUCACAGCCUGAGCGGUGACCAGAUGCUGAAUCACUACGGGAGGACAGCUUCCUUCACCACCAAGAUCGGGCUGUGUGUGAACAUGAGGAGCCUGCCAUGGUAUGUCCAAGCCAACCCUGACUCCUUCUUCCCACGCUGUUACUGCCUCUGCACUGAGAGCGAGAAGCAGGAGUUCCUGGCUUCCGAGAAUGCCAAAUCCAAGCUCACGGGCCUCUCGGGACAGCUCGUGGACACUGCGUGCAAGGUGUGCCAGGCCUACCUGGGGCAGCUGGAGCACGAGGACAUCGACGUCUCUGAGGACGCCACCAAGGACCUCACGGAGGAUGAGUGGAAGGACCUGACAGAGCAGUACUACUCCCUCAUUCAGUAA
Messenger RNA from Leptonychotes weddellii (Weddell seal), 666 nucleotides. NCBI's taxonomy places the organism in Eukaryota, Metazoa, Chordata, Mammalia, Carnivora, Phocidae. The record is from RefSeq and is a predicted model, not a curated record.